GUGUUCACUUUGAUACAUCGAGCUCAAGCCUGGUGAACGAAAUCACCACCGCCAUCAAAGUGUACGCGUACGGCGUAGAAGACUUCACCAACGAUCCGACGAAUUCCAGACGCUCCCUAAACACGCAACUCUCCUGCGAGGGAGCAGGAGCAGCGCGAUGGGACACAGGCGACCGCUUCUUCCGCUAUCUCAGGAAUGUCAGCGUCGAAGCGGAUCAGGGUCGACCCAACCUGGAAUUCACUCCAGACGGUGUGCUGCGCGCCGCAGAACUGAAAAUCAUGAAUCUCAGGCCAGGGCUCAGCAAACAGCUCGUUUGGGAAGAGAUCGGCGUAUGGAAAUCGUGGCAGAAAGAGGGUUUGGAUAUAAAGGACAUCGUGUGGCCGGGAAAUAGCCACACACCACCCCAGGGAGUGCCCGAGAAGUUCCACUUGAAAAUAACGUAUUUGGAAGAGCCUCCGUACAUCAACUUGGCCCCUCCGGACCCCAUCACCGGAAAAUGUUCCAUGGACAGGGGCGUGCUCUGCAGGGUGGCCAGCGAUGCCGAUAUUACUGAGUGA
Leptinotarsa decemlineata (Colorado potato beetle) is the source of this 557-nucleotide messenger RNA. RefSeq names its product glutamate ionotropic receptor NMDA type subunit 2 (gene Nmdar2). The record is from RefSeq and is a predicted model, not a curated record. NCBI's taxonomy places the organism in Eukaryota, Metazoa, Arthropoda, Insecta, Coleoptera, Chrysomelidae. Gene Ontology annotation, biological process: monoatomic ion transport. Gene Ontology annotation, cellular component: membrane. Gene Ontology annotation, molecular function: ligand-gated monoatomic ion channel activity; signaling receptor activity.